Molecule: messenger RNA, 6343 nt
Organism: Sander lucioperca (pikeperch)
Lineage: Eukaryota; Metazoa; Chordata; Actinopteri; Perciformes; Percidae
Gene: wdr90
Product: WD repeat domain 90
Exons: 43
Coding region: 328-5910 (1860 amino acids)
Cellular component (GO): centriole
Molecular function (GO): protein binding
Source: RefSeq, a predicted model, not a curated record
ACGUCAUGAGCGUCGUGCUGUCGUUGGCAACGGCGGAGGCUGGAGCGGGAAGGAUAUAACUGCUGCAGUAAAAAGCACUUGUUGUCAAAUCAACUUUUGUUGACUCGGUAACGUUACAUGGCUGAUCUGGAAAAGCCCUCGCAUCUCAUCAUGAUGUGAAACGGCAUGUUAUCGUUUUGGUCUUUUGGAAACGGAGAAGGAGACGGGUCAUUUAGCUGUUUGUUUGCUAGCUAACAUCUCUAAAUGUACACUAACAUCUGCUCGAGUUUUAACAAGCAAGACUGAGACAUCAACAGGUGGAUUUCCCAUUUGCGAUAUUCGCUAGCAAUGGCCUCCAAAGGUUGGCAGCAUCCUUACGUCAACAUAUUCAAACACGUCAGAGUUGAAGACUGGAAAAGGUCGGCAAAAGAGGGGGAUGUGUCAACGUACACGGACAAGAGACUGAAGUGUUCCGUGUUUAGGAUCAGGGGUCCUGUUCCUGCCAACAGCUACAUCCUGGUACCCAAAAACAGCAACCAGUCUCUGGGGCUGACAGGUCGCUACUUCUAUCUUCUCUUCAGGCCCACCCCUGGCAAAUACUUUGUAGUCCACUUGGAUGUUUCUGUGGAGGAGGGCCUGGUGGUCCGUAUCUCUUUUUCCAACAUGUUCAAAGAGUUUAAGUCCACAGCUACUUGGCUUCAGUUUCCUUUCCUGUGUGGAUCUGCAAAGGAUUCAGUCUAUGAAAGCACGGCCAAAUCCGCAAGACAUGGUUUGGUGGGUCCAGCUCCCACUUUGGUUCGUUGGACCUGUCUGAUGCUGGAUCUGCAGUACACACUCUCUGUCUACCUCAACCGCUGCUACAGUCAACUAAAGAGCAUUAAGCUUUGUGCCAACAUGGCGGUGAAAAACAUGUUUACCAGCGACCUGCUGCUAGAUCCAGGAGUUUCCUUCAGUGAAGCCAAGCUGAUGGGUCUGGCUUCUUCUCAGGGAACAGGUCCUAUACCCAGAGACAUGUCAUAUCCUGUGCCCAAGGGAGGCUCCUGGCAUGAUCUCUAUGAUUAUAUCAGGUUUCCCUCAGAGGGAACAAAGUUACCCUUUGACUCCAUUCAAAAAGGCAAUCCCAGGCCCGAGUCUAGUCGUGUCUUUAACCAAAGAAGCACGAUUAGAGAGGAACCUCGCUGUGUCAACCUCAGCAAACCAGUUCAGGACCGUGUGUCCCUGAUCCAGCAGAUCACCACUCAAAAAUCACUCCCGAGGAAUCAAACCCCCGUGGUGACCAACAUACCAGAGCUAGGUUUAGUUUCCACUUACCAGAAUGAUGACUGGCUUUGCCGUAAUGAUGACCAGCAUCAGCAGGAGUCAACAUGCUCCAGCUCACAGCAGUUUACACCUAGGUCUCUCUGGGAUGCCAGUGACGGGGGAGUACAUGUGCACAUUCAUCCUGAGGACGGCUUCAGCAAACAUGGGGAGGAAAGUGAAGAAGAGUUUGUUUGCACUCCAGUUCCACAUCCUUUCCAUCUAUCAUCGUCCAAAGAAACCAGACAGCAGAAGCUGCUCCCAGACCCGAUUCUCAGACUCAAUCGAAUCAUCGGCUUUGGAGGAGCCACUACCAAAUGUGCCCUGUGGAGCAAAUCGGGUGAUGCAGUGGUGUAUCCGUGUCACGCAAUUAUCGUCUCUAUGAAGAUAUCGUCUAACCAGCAGAGAUUCUUCAUCGGCCACACUGAUAAGGUGUCUGCACUGGCUUUUAAUGGCAACACAACACUGCUGGCCUCAGCACAAACUGGCAACCACAGUGUAGUUCGAGUGUGGAACUACCACAAAGGAAACUGUCUGGCCAUGUUUAGGAUUCAUGCUCAUUCAUUAUCAUCUCUUAGCUUCUCAUACGGUGGCGGUAUUCUCUGUGGAGUGGGUAAAGACAGCCACAGUAAAACAAUGGUGGUGGUGUGGAACACCAUGAACGUUAGUAAAGCUGGAGAGGUGACCAUCUUAGCCAAAGCACACACAGAUGUGGACAUCCACACCAUGAAGGUUGCCUUCUUUGAUGAUACAAGGAUGGUGUCAUGUGGGCGUGACAAUAUUCGCCUGUGGCGAGUGAGGAAUGGGACGCUGCGCUCCUGUCCAGUCAACCUGGGGGAAUACCACUCGCUGGACUUCACAGAUGUGGCCUUUGAGGAGGGAAACUCUUCCAACCAGCAUCUUGAUGAUCGAACACUAUUUGCCAGCAGUCGGAGUGGCUAUAUCUUUGAGAUUGACUACAGCAGAGUUGUUGUCAGAAAUGUCAGGAGGCUGUUGCCUGCACAACCGCAGCAUGCAAACCACAGGGAGAAAUGGACUUUUAACACAGGUCCAAGCAUUGCCAUCAACAGCAUCAGUGUGUCCUCAUCAUUUUGUGCCACGGGCUCUGAAGAUGGCUUCCUGCGGCUCUGGCCCCUUGAUUUUUCUGCCGUCUUCCUGGAGGCUGAGCAUGAGGGACCUGUGAGCCUGGUGUCAGUCUCAUCAGACAGCCUUCAGGUCCUGGCAGCCACCUCUACCGGUAACCUGGGUUUCCUUGAUGUGAGCAGCCGAGGUUACAACACGCUGAUGAGGUCACAUACAGACACUGUGCUCGGCUUCAGUGUGGAUGGCAUCCGUCACCAUCUCACAACAGCCUCUUCAGAUGGCACAGUGCGCAUUUGGAAUAUGGAUUCCUUACAUCAGUUGUAUGAUUUUGUGUCAGAGGACAGCCCCUGUUCAGUGGCCUUCCAUCCCAGCGAGCAGGUCUUCUCUUGUGGCUUCAGCUCCGGCAUCGUCAGAGUCUUUGACAUCUCCAGUGCCAAGCUACUGGCUGAACAUAAGCAGCACAGAGGUGAAGUGGUGGGUCUUGCCUUCUCUCCGGAUGGGGAGUUCAUGUACAGUGCUGACUCUCAGGGCUCUGUGGCACUUUACAACGCCUCUGAGGAAGACCACAAUGUGAUCAGAGUUGUGUGUAAUGUGGUUGCCCGAGGCACUGAGCGCGCUCCCGACGCUCUCGCAGUGAGCAGUGACAGCCGCUGUCUGGCUUUUAUCGGUCCGUCUGAAUACAUUGUCACCAUCGCUGACUCACAGUCUCUGGAUGAGCUGCUCCAUGUAGAUGUGAGUAUUUUGGACGUGCAAAGCCCCCGUCUUGAUUCUGCAUUGAGGGUCUGCUUCUCUCCGGCCUCCACUGAACACUUAUUGGUUGCCACAUCUGCAAACAAGAUCCUCUGGGUUAGCACCAAGACAGGCCGUCUGCUCCGAGAGGUGUCUAAGGUGCACAAACACCAGUGCUCGUCCCUGGCCGUGAGUGAGGACAGUCGCUUCCUGCUGACAGCAGGACACAAUGCUGUGAAAGUGUGGGAGUAUAACAUGCAGCUCGAUAUUAACUCACAGAUGUUCAUAGGCCACAGUCAGCCUAUCCGCCAAGUGAGCUUCACCCCGGACCAACUGGGUGUAGUCUCAGUGGGAGACGCCGUAUUCCUUUGGGACUUCCUGGCACAUCCUGUUGACUCUUUGACUGACAGCCGUUCACCUUUGAGAGUAAGCUACAUCUCAGGCCCUAAAUCAGCAGUUCAACCAGACGCUGAAGUGAGUGGAGUUCAGCUGUCCAGUGGGAUGCCUCGACAGACAGCGCCCCUCCCCUCCUCACCGCCACCACCACUGGACAUCAGCAGCCUUGACCGAGUCGACCAAGAGGUUUUGGGUUCCUUGUCGAUUUGUGAUGAGACCCCGACCAUCCCAGCCGCUACAGUCCCAGCCACUGGUUCAUGUCCUUCCUCUGACCCCAGACCAGGUGUCUCCUUCCUCAAAGUCACAGAGAUGGUCAACGCAUCUCCCCUGAAUACAAGUCGCAUGAACGCUGUUGAGUUGAAAGGAAAGACGCCAGUACGUCCUGAUUGUUACAGGCACUUUAUCCCACGUUUCAAGACUUCCACUCUUGAUCAGGCUGCUGUGGCUCCCCAACCAGGAGAAGAGGGCAUAAAGCUGAAAGCAGUGAUCGGCUACAAUGGCAAUGGGCGUGGCAACGUGGUGUGGAGCCCUGACCAAGGUCUGAUGGCAUACUCGUGUGGCUGUGUGGUGGUGGUGGAGUACCUUCAUACAGGAAGUCAGCGGCACUUGCAGGGCCACAGCGAAGAGAUCUCUUGUCUUGCUGUCACAAAUGAUGCACAGACAGUAGCAUCAGCAGCUGGUGGCAAUAAUGGUAGCAGGAGCCUCAUCUGCAUUUGGGACGUCCAGAAUGGCACUUGUCGAAAUACCAUCUCCUACCACAGGGGGGCGGUGCAGUGUCUCACUUUCUCCAGAGACGAUCGUUUCUUUCUCUCUGCUGGAGACUUCUCGGACCCAGAGGUGGCUCUGUGGAGCAGUAAGACCUUCCAGCUGCUGUCCAGUGUAAGUGUGUCAGGACCCAUCCAUGAUGCAGCCUUCAGCCCCUCAGCAGCCAGCCAGCUGGCCUGUGUGGGCAGCCAAGGGGCUUACUUCUGCCUCAUCAACACACAUGGCUUGGAUGUAGACCUCAAGGUCCAGACAGUGAAAGCACCAGCAGAGGUGGGAGAUGUGGAGCUGACGGCUCUGUGCUACCACAUGGACUCCUUUCUGUUCACUGCCACCAAUCGCGGACACGUUUGCGUCUGGGACAUAAACACACAGCGCUGCUUCAUGACCUGGGAGGCUGAUGAGGGAGAGAUUGGAGUGCUGCUGUGUCGAGGGAACUGUCUGUUGACAGGCAGCAACACCCGCUGGUUGCGACUGUGGGAGGUAGAAGCUGUACAGGGAGUGAAGCCUCAGGAAAAGGUCUGCAAUGGGGAAGACAGUGGGACCGUGGUGGUGUUGGAGCAGGAGAUAAUGCUGGAUGGGACGACGGUCAGUGCAGCAUUUGAUAACACAAUGGACAUGGGCAUCGUUGGCACCACAGCGGGAACCGUCUGGUACAUCAACUGGCCAGACAACAGCAGCAUCCGACUGAUCAGCGGGCACAAGACCAAGGUGAAUGAUGUGGUGUUUAGCUCUGACGAGAGACAUUUUGCCACCUGCAGCGAGGACGGCAGCGUGAGGGUAUGGUCAGCCCCCAGCAACGAACUGGUGGUGCAGUUCCAGGUGCUCAAUCAGGGCUGUGGCUGUGUGUGCUGGAGCCCUUCUUCCAGUAAGGAGAGGUCAUGUGUGGCUGCAGGAUACAGCGAUGGGACCCUGAGGAUCUUCCGGCUCUCUUCCUCAGAGAUGGAGAUGAAGCUGCAUCCCCAUCAAGUGGCUGUCACUGCCAUCCAGUACUCUGCUAACGGUCAUGUGAUCCUUUCAGCGGGGAAGAAUGGUCUGGUAGCUGUCAGCAGCCCAAUGAAUGGAGGGACGAUGCGUGUCAUCAGGGACCACAAAGGAGCGCCGAUUACCACCAUCCAGUGUGUGCAUGAACAGUGUAAGAAUUUCGGACUGGACGGAAACGAGAUGUGGUUGGCUGCCAGUUCUGACAGACGUGUCAGUGUGUGGGCUGCCGAUUGGUUGAAGGACAAAUGUGAUCUGCUUGACUGGCUGACAUUUCCUGCUCCGGCCUAUUUUGGGGAUGACAGCCCACCUCCCAGUCUGGCUGCCUUCUGCCCUGCAGACCCCAGCCUGGUGGUCUACACUGGCUAUGGAGUAGAGAAAGAGCUGUCCUUCUACUGCCUGGCUAAAAAACAGAUAAUAAAAAAGAUUGCCCUGCCUGACUGGGCCACAUGCUUGAGCCUUUCCUGUAAGAGUCAACUCAUAGCAGUGGGAUCAAAAGAGCGAGUGUUAAAGUUGAUCAAGUCGACCAGCGGCAGGUUCCAGGACUUCGUGCAGCACAGUGACUCACUGCAGACGUGUCGCUUCUCUCCUUCUGGGACUCUUCUUUUCACUGUAGCUUAUAAUGAGAUCUUCCUGUGGGAGGUGCAGGGCCUCACAUCUGUUUUUGAAACUCAAACCUUGUAGAUUUAUUCCGUUUUACACGUGAUUAGUUCAAAUUCUUUCUUCGUGUAAUUUUAUUGUUCCAUUUUUUAAUCAAUUUUGAGGCAAAUAGUUAUUAACAUUUGCCACAUUGGAGCUUUUUCUUUAUGCGUGUAUGGUUUUAAAAUAAAAAUUUUUGAAGGAAUUGCUUUGCGUGUCCAGUCACUUCUAAUGUUUGACUAUUUAUUUGAGGUUUUUUACUGUGAGUUAGAAUGUAUAUGAAUACUGAUGAGUGAUUGAAAGUUUCUGUCAUGUCUACUGUUUUCUCAGUGGUAGAUAGAAUCAUAGUUUGUGGGCUGCUGUAGGGUGGGAUAGGGUUCAAAUGAAAAGUAGCAUGUAAAAUAACAAUCUGUAAUGUAAGAUGACUCCAACAAUGCUUGGAUGGAAGCACACAUAAAAAGAAGAGAUUGCUACAGCC